UAAAGAAUACAUUAUGCUUAAAAUGCAGGAAAACUUUUCCCCUAAUGGCUGGCUAGGUGUUACACAAGGGGCCAAAAAAUUCUACAACUUUAGUAAAUCUGGCAAUUAUGAAAGCAUGCUCAAGGAAUUAAUCACAGAGUUGCAGGCAGUACGUCAUCGGGUUUUGCUGGACCUAAAACAAGUGCCAAAAGCUCAAGAGAAGAAAUCCCCUACAACAAGUACGACUCAGCCAUCUCUGCCCACGACAUCUGAAACAAGAGAGCCAACGAAUGCUGAAAUGCCAACACCACCUAUUACUGAACCACCGCCACGGGAAAGUACACCGCCUGGUACUUGA
Physella acuta is the source of this 337-nucleotide messenger RNA. RefSeq lists its product as uncharacterized. NCBI's taxonomy places the organism in Eukaryota, Metazoa, Mollusca, Gastropoda, Physidae. The record is from RefSeq and is a predicted model, not a curated record.